AUGUCGUCUUUCACCACUAUCCCUUGUCCUAAAUGCCUCUCUUUUCACCAUUUGGGUUUGAGUUCUCAGACCCAUUCAGGACGUAAUGUGCAGUUGGGGUUCAAGAAGUCUCAGUUUUUUGGAUCUGUGAGUUGUGAUUUGGUGUCAAAUGGGAUUCAGUGCCUCGAAAGGAAGCAAAUUUCUGUCUGGAAGUCUCAAGCACUCCCUAACGAGGCUGCUACUAUUGAAAAUUCUUCAAAUUCUGCACCUGUAUUGGUCAAUGAACCUAACGAUGUUGCUUCACCAAAAGAGAAAGAUAACCAAAACGGGAAACCCUCCGGUCCAACCACUUCUACGGAUGAAUCUUCAGUUUCCACAUUUAUGAAUCAAGUUUCAGAGCUUAUUAAACUUGUGGAUUCAAGAGAUAUUGUGGAGCUGGAACUUAAGCAAGCUGGGUAUGAGCUCAUGAUAAGGAAAAAGGAAGCUUUGCAGCCUCCACCGGUGCCACAGCAGUCGUUUUCCUAUCCAGCAUAUCCUUUUCAUCAAGCACCACCACCAUCUAUUGCUACUUCUGCUCCCGCAAGUGCUCCACCUGCAAAAGCAGCUCUGGCUUUGCCUGCAAAAUCUAGUGCAUCAUCUUAUCCACCGCUUAAGUGUCCAAUGGCCGGAACUUUCUAUCGAUGUCCUGCACCUGGUGAACCACCAUUUGUCAAGGUGGGAGAUAAAGUGCAGAAAGGGCAGGUUAUUUGCAUUAUUGAGGCUAUGAAACUGAUGAAUGAAAUUGAAGCUGAUCAAUCAGGAACAAUAGCUGAGAUUCUGGUAGAAGACGGGAAACCAGUCAGUGUAGACCUGCCUCUUUUUGCAAUUGUACCAUGA
Messenger RNA from Vicia faba (fava bean), 855 nucleotides. Lineage: Eukaryota; Viridiplantae; Streptophyta; Magnoliopsida; Fabales; Fabaceae. The record is from the annotation of a GenBank genome assembly.